CCCGCUGCAUUCUUUUCCUUAUUAUUUGGCUGAUCACUGGAGGAAGGCAUCACUUCUGGUUCUUGCCAAAUCUGACAGCAGAUGUGGGAUUCAUUGACUCCUUCAGGCCCCUGUACACACAUGAAUACAAAGGACCAAAAGCAGACUUAAAGAAAGAGGAAAAAUCAGAAUCCAAAAAGCAGCCAAAAUACGACAGUGAAGAGAAAUCAGACAGUGAGAAGAAGGAGGAGGAAGAUGGAAAAACAGAAGCAACAAGGAACUCGGGAACAGAAGGCUCAGGAGGAGAGCGACAUUCAGACACAGACAGUGACAGGCGUGAAGAUGACAGGUCCCAGCACAGUAGUGGAAAUGGAAACGACUUUGAAAUGAUCACAAAAGAGGAACUUGAGCAGCAAACAGAUGAAGAAGAUUGUGAAGAGGAAGAGGAGGAAGAUGCUGAAAGUAGGCCUUCACAUGAAAAAUCAUAACUCACUGUGGUUUUGGGACUAAGUAUGUGCAAAUGGUUGGAUUUUCUUUGUUGGCUGAUCACCAAAACAUAGACCGUACAGUAGCA
Tinamus guttatus (white-throated tinamou) is the source of this 553-nucleotide messenger RNA. The record is from RefSeq and is a predicted model, not a curated record. NCBI's taxonomy places the organism in Eukaryota, Metazoa, Chordata, Aves, Tinamiformes, Tinamidae.